Messenger RNA from Toxorhynchites rutilus septentrionalis, 1569 nucleotides. RefSeq lists its product as uncharacterized. Gene Ontology annotation, biological process: DNA integration. Gene Ontology annotation, molecular function: nucleic acid binding. NCBI's taxonomy places the organism in Eukaryota, Metazoa, Arthropoda, Insecta, Diptera, Culicidae. Bases 1 to 1569 code for a protein of 522 amino acids. The transcript has a single exon. The record is from RefSeq and is a predicted model, not a curated record.
AUGGCCAAUUAUGCGGACUAUUUGGCGCACUUCAAUUUUGAUGUUGUGUUCAAAUCUACGAAACAGAACGUUAAUGCAGAUUACUGCUCUCGAAUACCUCAACUACUUUCAAGAUGCGAGGUUAACAAAAUGUUUUGCUGUGAGGCUAGAGAUAUUGGCGAAGACGAACUCGAUGUUUUUGCUAUUCAUCAGGUCGAACAACUACCAAUUCGCGCCGAGCACAUCGCUCGUGAAACGCGCAAGGAUCCUAGCCUUGGUAAGAUCGUACAGCUGUUGGAAGCCGGCACCGAUCUAAUCCGAUCUGGCUACAAAUCACCAGAGUCGAAGUACACACUUGCAGCUAACUGUCUUUUGUUUGAGCACCGAGUAGUUGUACCGUCUGUUCUACGUUCGACAGUGUUAAACGAUCUUCACGUCGCACACAUUGGUAUGGUUAAAAUGAAAGGAAUCGCUCGUUCUUUUGUUUACUGGCCGGGUAUCGAUGUGGACAUAGAAACAACAGUGAAAUCUUGUUUCGUGUGUGCCCGACAAGCGCACGCUCCUCCGAAGUUCAGCGAACACCAUUGGCAAUAUCCCAAAGGCGCCUGGGAAAGGAUUCAUAUCGACUACGCUGGUCCGGUGGCAGGCUCAAUGCUGCUGAUUGUAGUCGACGCCUACAGUAAGUGGUUGGAGGUCAAGGUCACCACCUCUACCACUGCAGAAACAACUAUUGGAAUUAUGGACGAGCUGUUUUCCCGAUACGGAGCACCAAUCACAGUUGUAUCUGAUAACGGUCCUCAAUUUACGGCCGGCGAAUUCAAGCUGUUUUUGCAAAAAAGUGGAGUGAAGUUUCAUAAGCUGUCGGCCCCGUACCAUCCAGCAACAAAUGGUCAGGCCGAACGAUAUGUUCAAACGACGAAAGAUGCACUCAAGGCCAUGGGAACAACUGCAUCUAAUUUGCAAUCGAACCUGAAUAACUUCCUGCAGCAGUAUCGUUUGGCUCCACACGCAACCACCGGAGAAUCGCCUGCCAAGUUGUUUCUUGGUCGAACCCUCCGCACACGAUUAGAUCUUCUGAAGCCAGACAGCGUUCACCAGAAAGUUACGAUAAAACAACAAGCCAAUUUCGAGCGUACUUUUCGGCAAUUCUGUGUGGGUCAAUCAGUUUACUUUCUGUCUGGAAACUCUCGAAUGGACAAAUGGAUCCGUGGUGUAAUUGGGGAACGAAUAGGUGAUCUGCACUACGAAAUCGACUAUGCUGGGAAACGGUAUAAGCGUCACAUCGAUCAAAUUCGUUCGAGGCUCGAUGUAAACGGGCGACUAAUGGAUGAAGCACCAGGAGCUAAGAAGAUUAGCCAGCAAGACACGCCACGAGCAACGGUUGUGUUUUUCGACGAUGAUAGUACAGGUUCGAGAGAUCCAUCAACUCCUGUAAUUCCGAAAAAUUCAAGAAGUGUUCUAGCCGAACCAUCUUCUCCAGAAUUCCACACACCAACCGGUGGCCCGGUUCAUCAAGAGGCAAAUUCACCUCCUUUCACCUUACGUCGUUCGACAAGAUCUCGCCGCCCUCCCGUGAAGUACACACCGUAG